AUGAAGUUUAAGUCUAGUUUUGUAGCUGUACAUUUUUGUAGACUCCCUAUAAUAUCCAGUAAACUCAUUGUAAAUACCAGUAAACUCAAUGUAAAGUUCAGUAAACUCAAUGUAAAUUCCAGGAAACUCAUUGUAAAUUCCAGUAAACUCAAUGUAAAUUCCAGCAAACUCGCUGUACAUUUUUGUACACUCCCUAUAAUAUCCAGUAAACUCAAUGUAAAUUCCAGUAAACUCAAUGUAAAUUCCAGUAAACUCAAUGUAAAUUCCAGUAAACUCAUUGUACAUUCCAGUAAACUCAAUGUAAAUUCCAGUAAACUCGCUGUAAACUUUUGUACACUCCCUAUAAUGUCCAGUAAACUCAUUGUAAAUUCCAGUAAACUCAAUGUAAAUUCCAGUAAACUCAAUGUAAAUUCCAGUAAACUCAUUGUAAAUUCCAGCAAACUCAAUGUAAAUUCCAGUAAACUCAUUGUAAAUUCCAGUAAACUCAAUGUAAAUUCCAGCAAACUCAAUGUAAAUUCCAGUAAACUCAUUGUAAAUUCCAGUAAACUCAAUAUAAAUUCCAGUAAACUCAUUGUAAAUUCCAGUAAACUCAAUGUAAAUUCCAGUAAACUCAUUGUAAAUUCCAGUAAACUCAAUGUAAAUUCCAGCAAACUCAAUGUAAAUUCCAGUAAACUCAUUGUAAAUUCCAGCAAACUCAAUGUAAAUUCCAGUAAACUCAUUGUAAAUUCCAGUAAACUCAACGUAAAUUCCAGUAAACUCAUUGUAAAUUCCAGUAAACUCAAUGUAAAUUCCAGCAAACUCGCUGUAAACUUUUGUACACUCCCUAUAAUGCCCAGUAAACUCAAUGUAAAUUCCAGUAAACUCAAUGUAAAUUCCAGGAAACUUAUUGUAAAUUCCAGUAAACUCAACGUAAAUUCCAGGAAACUCAUUGUAAAUUCCAGUAAACUCAAUGUAAAUUCCAGCAAACUCGCUGUAAAUUUUUGUACACUCCCUAUAAUGUCAGGUAAACUCAAUGUAAAUUCCAGUAAACUCAAUGUAAAUUCCAGUAAACUCAACGUAAAUUCCAGGAAACUCAUUGUAAAUUCCAGUAAACUCAAUGUAAAUUCCAGCAAUCUCAUUGUAAACUCCAGUAAACUCAUUGUAAACUCCAGUAAACUCAUUGUAAACUCCAGUAAACUCAACGUAAAUUCCAAUAAACUCAAUGUAAAUUCCAGUAAACUCAAUGUUAAUUCCAGUAAACUCAUUGUAAAUUCCAGUAAACUUAUUGUAAACUCGAGUAAACUCAUUGUAAACUCCAGUAAACUCAACGUAAAUUCCAGUAAACUCAAUGUAAAUUCCAGUAAACUCAAUGUAAAUUCCAGUAAACUCAUUGUAAAUUCCAGUAAACUCAAUGUAAAUUCCAGUAAACUCGCUGUAAACUUUUGUACACUCCCUAUAAUGUCCAGUAAACUCAUUGUAAAUUCCAGUAAACUCAAUGUAAAUUCCAGUAAACUCAAUGUAAAUUCCAGUAAACUCAAUGUAAAUUCCAGCAAACUCAUUGUAAAUUCCAGUAAACUCAACGUAAAUUCCUGGAAACUCAUUGUAAAUUCCAGUAAACUCAAUGUAAAUUCCAGCAAACUCGCUGUAAAUUUUUGUACACUCCCUAUAAUGUCAGGUAAACUCAAUGUAAAUUCCAGUAAACUCAAUGUAAAUUCCAGUAAACUCAACGUAAAUUCCAGGAAACUCAUUGUAAAUUCCAGUAAACUCAAUGUAAAUUCCAGCAAACUCAUUGUAAACUCCAGUAAACUCAUUGUAAACUCCAGUAAACUCAACGUAAAUUCCAAUAAACUCAAUGUAAAUUCCAGUAAACUCAAUGUAAAUUCCAGUAAACUCAUUGUAAACUCCAGUAAACUCAACGUAAAUUCCAGUAAACUCAAUGUAAAUUCCAGUAAACUCAAUGUAAAUUCCAGCAAACUCAUUGUAAAUUCCAGUAAACUCAAUGUAAAUUCCAGGAAACUCAUUGUAAAUUCCAGUAAACUCAAUGUAAAUUCCAGCAAACUCGCUGUAAAUUUUUGUACACUCCCUAUAAUAUCCAGUAAACUAAAUGUAAAUUCCAGUAAACUCAAUGUAAAUUCCAGUAAACUCAUUGUAAAUUCCAGUAAACUCAAUGUAAAUUCCAGUAAACUCGCUGUAAAUUCCAGUAAACUCAUUGUAAACUCCAGUAAACUCAUUGUAAAUUCCAGUAAACUCAAUGUAAAUUCCAGCAAACUCAAUGUAAAUUUUAGGGAACUCAAUGUUAAUUCCAGUAAACCCAAUGUUGAUUCCAUUAAAACCAAUGUAAAUUUAAUCUAA
This is a messenger RNA of Pecten maximus, 2331 nucleotides long. RefSeq lists its product as uncharacterized. The record is from RefSeq and is a predicted model, not a curated record. The transcript has a single exon. The coding region runs from base 1 to 2331 and encodes 776 amino acids. Lineage: Eukaryota; Metazoa; Mollusca; Bivalvia; Pectinida; Pectinidae.